Molecule: messenger RNA, 627 nt
Organism: Tremella mesenterica DSM 1558
Lineage: Eukaryota; Fungi; Basidiomycota; Tremellomycetes; Tremellales; Tremellaceae
Exons: 2
Coding region: 1-627 (208 amino acids)
Source: RefSeq, a predicted model, not a curated record
AUGACCCUUCGAAGUGGCACGGCUCUUCUGACGGUCACGCUAUCCCCCAUGACGCUCCGAAGGGUCACGGCUUCCGACCGUCACCUAACAUAUACCAAGGGGGAGACGGAUGAUAUUUCCCACACAGUGAUCCAUCAGGGACAUCAGGUUAUAGUCAAAAGUUUGGUAAGAACCCGUUUUGGAUAUCCGGAAGUCAGACACACUAUGAAGAAUAAUACUUCACGCUCGAUCUAUUACACUAAGGGCCACCCAAGGUUCCGUAAAGUUGUAACCCUCCAGGACAGUUUGCCCAAGAUGGACUUUCAGACGGCAGAGAGCCAGGGAAAAGAGGUGCUAGAGAGUCUAAUACGUGAGCCGAGACUUUCUGAAACAUUUCCGUUGGACCAUACAACUGCUUAUCUUCGAAGCAUGAACACUAUCAUUGAAGUCAACGAGAACUUCAAUCCCAAUGCCAAUCCUGAGACUGUGACACAUCAGACUAAUACACUGCUGAAAUCGGUUGGUUGGCAACUGAUGUGGUCCUCUAGCUUUUUGGCACUGCAGGAGCUGCCAAGGGCAGGCGAGAGCGUAGGAAUGGAUGUCGUGGCACCUUUCAUGUCAAGGGGAUUAACAUCGAAUGACAUUUGA